AUGCCACCGCGCCAUCGAGUGCCUCGCCCUUCGCACCGUGAGCUGGAAAAUGCCAUUCACCCCUACGACAAGCUCGUGAUUGGCCUCCCCACCGCCAUGGAGGGGUGGCGGUGCGCGUACGGGACAGUCAGGGAGUGGUGCAAGCUAGCACCCAACCCGCUCCUCGGUACCCCUGUCAACGUCCUCGGCGAGGAAGGCGGCAACGAUCGCAGUCGCGCGCUGACGCUGCCGUCCCGCCCCGCAUCGGGGCAUCUCGGCGACGCCACGGGUCGCCCUCCUCCAUCGAACGCGCCACACACGCAUGCGCAGCGCUUUCCCCACACCAGCGCCGCUCCAGCAGCCCGAAAGGAUGACGCCCUGUACUGCGACGCCUGUCAGCGAGAGUUUGCCACGCAGGAGAAGUACGAGGCACACAUGGAGACGCAUAUGUACUGCACUGUUGCCGGAUGCCGUUUCACCUGCCGCAAGGGCAAGCCUUGGCGGAUGGAGGAGCACAUGGAGCUGCUGCACAACCGCCCCGAUGCGCCAAACCUGGUGGACACGAACGCCUACCUCGAGCAGCGCAAGCGCCGCUUCCCCACGCAGGACGCCGUAAAGAUGAAGGUAGAGGAGCUCUACUACAAGGCAGCGCGAGGCGUUGUGCUGCCCGAUGAGCGGCGACGGUGGAUGCAGCAGCACGGUAUUGUUAUUCGCAAGCGUCCUCGCACGGAGGCGUCUGUGAUUAUACGCGGCGAACUGCCGGCCGGGUCACAUUCUCCAUCGGCAGCGUCGUCUGCAUCUGCGUCGUCGUCCCGGUCAUCGCGCCGGUCGUCGCGCUCGUCGUCUGAGCACCGCCAGAGGCGCUCCCCCCACCGAAACCCGCGCGAACCUCUGCAGCCGCCGGCGCCAUCUCCCGCAAGCGACGCGGAGGGCGGGCAAGCUCGCUUCAUUCAGCCGCCGUCCGUCCCAUCCUACCAGGAGUCCGACCCCACGGCUGCACCGAUCCAGGCCUCUAACGCGUCUUCACGAGGGUCACCGACAGGGGCCCAGCGCACCGAUGCUGUCGGUCCCGCGGUGACUGCCGUACCUUUGGCAAAGCAGUCGUCUCCCUCGCCGGCUUCGUCGGGUGUCCACGCCGCGCGAGCACAUCCCACGAAGAUAAUCCCUCUUGGGCCCAACGGUACCCUUACCCCGCGGCAGCGCGUGCAGCUCGUACGCGAGCGCUACGCUGCUGCAAAGGAUGUUCCGCAGUUUUACGUCUGCCACCGCUGCGGCAUCAAGGGUGAUCACUGGGUGUCCGACUGCCCGACGAAAGGCGACAAGACGUAUGAUCGGCAUGUUGUGUGGGGCGAGGCAAGGCUGUCUGCGUUGGAGAAGGGCGACAAGUCGCAUCGUGAGAAGGCGGACAAAGACAACAAUGGGUCAGAGCAGCCGGGGUCCGGUAAUGCUCCGCAGCAAGCGGUGGUAGAGACCACGGCGCCAAGCGACAGCGGUGUUGAGCAAGCCGUAGCUGAGCAGGAGCACGACGGUGCGCCAACGCACCCCUUGUCCAGCGAACACCGCGGGGCGGCGCCUGUCGCGCCUCAAGAGGAAGCGAGUGCUACCGCCACACCACCGUCGGAGGGCCCCGCAACAGCAGCGGCCGAUGCCUCGAACGAUCAACGCAGCGAAGACAUGCCACCGGUGCCGCAGUCUGCAGCGCCGCCGGCUGAUGCGCCGAGGGAGGUGACUCGCAUGAUGGCCCCCGUCGCGGCAGCGAGGCACGCGCAGCCGCACCGCCGCGACCCCGCCCGCCGCCCGCCUCCGCCGCCGACGCUUUACGAGCGACUCACAGAGGAGGCGAGGAUAGAUGAGCAGGGGGUGCUGCUGCAGGCGUUGCGCUUCUUCGUCGCUCGCGACUUCUUUGAAGACCGUCCGAAGUCAUGA
Messenger RNA from Leishmania major strain Friedlin, 1905 nucleotides. RefSeq lists its product as hypothetical. Gene Ontology annotation, cellular component: nucleus. The record is from RefSeq and is a predicted model, not a curated record. Gene Ontology annotation, molecular function: RNA binding. Gene Ontology annotation, biological process: box C/D snoRNP assembly. NCBI's taxonomy places the organism in Eukaryota, Euglenozoa, Kinetoplastea, Trypanosomatida, Trypanosomatidae. Bases 1 to 1905 code for a protein of 634 amino acids. The transcript has a single exon.